Caenorhabditis remanei is the source of this 315-nucleotide messenger RNA. RefSeq lists its product as uncharacterized. The transcript has a single exon. The coding region runs from base 1 to 315 and encodes 104 amino acids. NCBI's taxonomy places the organism in Eukaryota, Metazoa, Nematoda, Chromadorea, Rhabditida, Rhabditidae. The record is from RefSeq and is a predicted model, not a curated record.
AUGGGGAUACAUAUCACCCGGACAUUGUGGCACAUCACAGUACUCCUCUUGACCCAUUGGCUUCGUAUAACACCACGGGCGGCUCUUUUUGCCACCUGGAUUCCUACAGUAGUUCUUGGCGUUUUGGAGUUCGGGGAAGCGAUGAACGUUGAAGUCGCGCGACGUCGAGUCGAUCCAUUGAGCGCAUUGUUUGCCGGAAGAGGACUGGGCGACGGUUCCCUCGUAUUGAGUUCCACUGUUCACGUAGCACCAAUGAGUGAGAUGGCCACGUGGAAUUUCGGGCACCAGGGGGUUCUGGAAAAGAGCAAUUUAUAG